Cucurbita pepo subsp. pepo (vegetable marrow) is the source of this 2137-nucleotide messenger RNA. Its product is annotated as Protein kinase superfamily protein. Lineage: Eukaryota; Viridiplantae; Streptophyta; Magnoliopsida; Cucurbitales; Cucurbitaceae. Gene Ontology annotation, molecular function: ATP binding; protein kinase activity. The record is from RefSeq and is a predicted model, not a curated record. Gene Ontology annotation, biological process: protein phosphorylation.
GGAGGAUUGGGUUUGGAUCACGAAUUGGGAAUUUCUCCUUAAAUGAACUCCAAAACGCAACUGAAGCAACAUCGCGCCCUAUGCGAGGAUUUGCCACGCUUUCUCCGCCACAAUUUCUGAAGUUCUAUACAACCCAUUAAUGGGCCAUCGACCCACUUGGUUUUCGAACAGGGGCACUCUUUUGUUUCCUUCCAAGCCGUCGUCCAUAGUCACGCGUGUGUAGAGUAUCAUCAAAGGGUUGGUAAGCACUAAAAUGAGAGGUCCAUUUUCAGAUAGGAGCUAGGAAUCCACCAUGUUCCCUCGCUUUGAUUUCAGCGAUGUUCAACAGAAGCUCUCCACGCAGUUCAGACCUUGGGAGCGUUCUUUCCAAUUCUGGGUCCGUGUUGCAGACAUCUACACUGGCUACAAGGUGCUUCAGCUACGAGUGAAAUUCGAGAAGGAUGUGCAGAAACAGGAGGCAAUGUGGGAGAAUCAACAUGAACAUGCAGCCGAGAAGAUUUAUGCUAUGUGCUCUGAUAUGGGUGGUUUCUUCCUUAAGGUUGCUCAAGUUAUUGGGAAGCCGGAUUUGGCCCCAGCUGCUUGGGUGAAGAGGCUUGUUACACUUUGUGAUCAUGCUCCAGCAACACCUUUUGAUGUUGUUCAACAUGUUGUGGAGAAAGAAUUGCAUAGAAGUCUCGGUGAAGUCUUCGAAACAUUCGACCCUGAACCUCUUGGUUCGGCUUCAAUUGCUCAGGUUCAUAGAGCUAGGCUAAGGGGUGACAAGAAUGAUGUUGUGGUCAAGGUGCAACAUCCGGGAACCGAAGAUCUAAUGAUGACCGAUAUUCGUAAUUUGCAAGCCUUUGCCUUGUACAUGCAAAAGACAGAUAUCAAGUUUGAUCUAUAUUCUGUAACUAAGGAAAUAGAGAAACAGAUUGGUUAUGAAUUUGACUUCGAGAGGGAGGCCAAUGCUAUCGAAAGAAUCCGUCAUUUCCUGUGUAGCAACAACAAAAAGAGUCCGGUAUUGGUGCCACGAGUGAUUAAGAACAUUGUUACCAGGAGGGUGUUGGUGAUGGAAUAUAUUGAUGGAAUCCCGAUCCUCAAUCUCGGCGAUGAAAUAGCAAAGAGAGGCAUAGAUGCUAAUGGCAGGAUAGCUUUAGCUUCAAAGCAGAAAAUUCUUAGUAGUUUGACACUGGCAUAUGGACAAAUGAUUCUGAAGAGUGGUUUCUUCCAUGCAGAUCCUCAUCCAGGAAAUAUAUUGAUCUGUAAAGGCUCAGAGGUAGCGUUGCUUGAUUACGGGCAAGUGAAAGAUCUUCCUGACCAGUUGAGGCUCGGUUAUGCUAAACUUGUUCUCGAUAUUGCUGACGGUGAUGCCACAGGAACAGCUGAAACCUUCAGGGAGCUUGGGAUAGAUACCGUAAGCAAUUGUGAAAAUGUACAAGAAGAACUGUUUAAGUUGGCUCUGGUAAUGUUCGAUACUAGGCUACCCCCCGGAAAGGUGUUGAUGCAACCAUUUGCAGAGGACUCUUCAAUAAAGAAAGUCGGUGUAAAGUCGUUUCCCGAGGAACUCUUUUCCAUACUUCGAACAAUCCAAAUCCUUAGAGGAUUAAGUGUCGGUCUCGGGAUCAAUUACUCGUGCGCUGAACAAUGGCGACCCAUUGCAGAAGAAGCAUUGUUGCUUUCUGGUAGGCUAGAAGGUAGGAAGAUGAAUACGACCCGUAAACGUGGAUUCUUAAAGAGAUUGUUUUCGAGAUCUAGCUGAUUCGUUCUUGACGAGAUGAGCGAUAUGAACAAAUCUGGAUGCGUCUAAUUGGUGAGAGAUGCUGACAGUUUUUUAUCCGCUUAUGGAAAUAAAUACUCAAAUUCAUCGUCGUGGUCGUCAUUCUUUAACCGGUACGAGCUCCUCCAUAAUAGGCUUUUCCGAGCUGCAGCAUCUGUUUGGUGUUAGUAGGACAAUGGCUUGAACUCCUUGUUUAUGAAAUUGAGAGGUACACAUUCAAUUUAUCAUAUGAAGCUGUUUUGUCUGAUUACUUCAAGUUGAGCUCAAUUGUGUUAGCUGUUGCUCUUAAUUCAGUGUUCCAUGGCAACUCAUGGUCAUGAUCUUGCCUCUUGUCUAGAUUAGACUGAUACAUCUAUAAUUAAGACUCCAUUACUUUCUUAA